Molecule: messenger RNA, 1775 nt
Organism: Aspergillus nomiae NRRL 13137
Lineage: Eukaryota; Fungi; Ascomycota; Eurotiomycetes; Eurotiales; Aspergillaceae
Product: cytochrome P450
Exons: 5
Coding region: 1-1608 (535 amino acids)
Molecular function (GO): heme binding; iron ion binding; oxidoreductase activity, acting on paired donors, with incorporation or reduction of molecular oxygen
Source: RefSeq, a predicted model, not a curated record
AUGUUAAUAUUUCUCGGAUUGCUAUGCCUCUACACCGGCCUCUAUGUGGCCCGGACGUAUUGGAGAUUAAGGCACUUCCCCGGUCCGCUUGUAGCGCGGUUUACGGACCUAGGAAGGCUCUGGUGGGUGAAAACUUCUCGCUCGCACCAUCACCAUAUGGGUUUACACCGUCGCUAUGGCCAUUAUGUUCGGUUAGGGCCAAAUAUGAUAUCUAUCUCGGACCCGGAUGCCAUUUCACUGGUAUAUCCGAUUCGCCCGGGGAUUCCAAAGGUGAGUCAGACGCAAGACACCUGGCCCAUUGUAUCAAGCGAUGACAUCUGUGCUGACGUGGAUGGGUCUGUCAAGAGUGAUUUUUAUCGGUCAAUGAUGCCUUAUACCAGGAAAGGCCGCUCAUUGCCGCUCGUAUUCAACACCCGGGAUGAAGCCCUUCAUAAGAGACUCAAGACUCCUAUUGCACACCUGUACUCCUUGUCGAAUAUCCUGACAUUCGAGACGUUUGUUGACCAAGUUCUUGAAAUUUUGUUUCGCCAGCUUGAAGAACGAUUUGUUCCCGGUCAGGUGGCAUUCGAUCUCGGAAACUGGCUGCAGUACUUUGCAUUUGACGUGAUGGGGACCAUGUCCUUCUCGAGGCGAUAUGGAUUUUUGGAGAAGGGGCGAGACGACACGGGUCUGCUUUCGGCUAUCUGGGCUUUUAUGAAGGCUGCUGCACCGGUCACGCAGAUGCCAUGGGUUGAUUUGGUGUGGAAUAAGAACCCCGUUGUCGCUCUAUUCCGGGCUACACCAGCACAACCGAUCUUGAACGUUGUGCUGUCAAGAAUUAACGAACGACGAGAGGAGCUCUCCAAUACUAUGAGUACUUUAGAGAAGGUAAACGAAAAGGAUUUUCUGUCUCGGUUCAUGCACAUCCAGUCGGACAGCGACGCUAUUCCACCCUGGGCUGUGACGGCGUGGUCAUUCUCUAAUGUGAUUGCGGGCUCAGACACGACCGCUGUGGCCAUGAAAACACUCUGGCAUAACUUGCUCUUGCAUCCAGUGACUAUGCAUCGCCUGCGCAAGGAACUUGUCCAGGCCCAACAGCAGUCGAAGCUGUCUACUCCGUUCCCGGCAUGGAGCGAGAUUUCCGGAUUACCGUACCUCAAUGCUUGUGUCAAUGAAGCGCUCCGGAUACAUCCACCAUUCUGCCUCCCUUUCGAACGAGUCGUUCCCGCAGAAGGAAUGACUAUCGGCGAUCAUUUCUUCCCCGGUGGGACAGUGAUCGGGAUGAACCCCUGGGUAAUCAACCGCCAUCGGCCAACAUUCGGCGAGGAUGCAGACGCCUGGAGACCUGAAAGAUGGCUUGAGAAUCCAGUUCGCACUCGGCAAAUGGAGAACGCUCUUCUCAGUUUCGGCGCUGGGAGGCGAGUAUGCCUUGGCAAGAAUAUUGCACUGUUAGAGCUGAAGAAGCUCACUUCCGCUCUUAUGCUUCAUUACGAGUUGGAGAUCGUAAACCCGGAGAAAUUCCAGUCCCAGAAUUUCUUUUUCUUCAAGCAAGAAGGGCUAUAUGCGGCAGUCAAGAGACGGUCUGCAAGUUCGCCAGAGCUAUACCCGGACGAUGUGAUUCAUCAUUAAAUCUUGCCCUAGCUGGUUUUUGGCGGGCUGUGGAUCGAUGAUAGUGGCGUGGGUCGAGAAGCUGCUGGAUAGACACCGCUAUUCCUGGAUAUGUAUGUAUCAUACAAUACCGUACAGUACACAGACGUAAAAGAUUGGGCCAUGAUGGCGCUAUGCCCGAAACAGAC